CGCUGCGGCGUCUUCCCUCCUGUAAACAUUUCCUCAAGAAACUUUGAGCUGCUCGGAUCUCUUCUCCCUCCCGAGGGAAAGAUCUGCAAGGAGCCUCCCCACCCGGGAGGACAGCGUGAGGGGGAGAUAAAACGCCCCAAGCAAAGCAUGAGGCCGAUUUGCAGGACAGCCUCCUCCUCCCUCGUCGUCUUCUGCAGCCUUGCUUUACUGGGAGCAGUAGCCCAAGACUCCUGCUCUGGUCACUGUGGGACACCUCGAAGCAGCUGCUCCUGCCACACAACCUGCGAAUCCCUGGGAAUCUGCUGCCCCGACUACUGGGAAUUCUGCCUGAACGCCUCUCCCUACUCAGGAACCCUCCUUGGGGGGAAAGACUUUAGCCUCCUCAACGUGACCGCCAGCAGCUCUUCCGACGUGAAUUGCAGGUUUGCAGGGUCAGUCGAGACCAGUGGCUACGUGGCUGGAGAUGGCCGAGUCCACUGCAUCUCCCCCUUACUCUACCAGAUCGGGAUCCUGAAGCUGGAGGUUUCCGGCGAUGGAGGACGGACAUUUCCCUGGAUGGCAACCUGGGAGUCAGUUCAUCACAGCAAAGUGUCUCCUUUGGAGAAAAGCACGCUGGUGAAUGAAACCAAGUGGCAGUACUAUGGCACUCCUGGCACCGGGGGGAACCUGACAGUCACCUGGAACCGCCGGACGCUUCAAGCCAGCCACGUCAAUGUCGAAGUCUGGGGCUAUAACGAAACAGGUGAGCCUUAUUCCAGCUCGUGGGUGGCGGAAUGGAAAUACCUUUACACCCUGAAGAGAAACCUGACCAACACAGGAGCCUUCACUUUCCUGCCGGUCCCCUUGGAUCACUACUCUGCCUGGGAAGUGGGGGCUCUGAGGAUUUCCUCCGCUGCUUGUUCUGACGGUCAGAGCAACGUGGCGGCCAUCUGGAGCACGGAGCACGCCUUGGCCUGGCACCUGGGAGACGACUUCCGGAAGGACCCAGCCGCGUGGGCCACAGCCAAGUGCCGCCAGUGGGACGCCCUCGAGGCAGGCCUGCCCAAUUUCCUAGAGGAGAUCCCAGACUGCCCCUGCACUUUGGCACAGGCCCGGGCGGAUGUGGGGAGAUUCCACACUGACUACGGGUGUGACAUAGAGAAGGGCAGUGCCUGCACCUACCACCCGGGGGCAGUGCACUGUGUCCGGGGGGUUCAGGCCAGCCCACGAUACUCCUCAGGGCAGCAGUGCUGCUACAAUGCUGCAGGGACCCAGGUCCUCACCGGAGACUCCAUCGGGGGAAGCACACCGGACCGAGGCCACGACUGGGGGGCUCCCCCUUAUGAAAAGCCCCCCAGGGUCCCUGGCUUUUCCCACUGGAUUUAUGAUGUCAUCAGCUUCUACUACUGCUGCUUGUGGUCCAAUAACUGCCCCACUUACCUCAACCGCCGUCCCUCAAGUGGCUGCAGGAAGUACCGUCCCCCCAGAGUUGCCUCAGCUUUUGGAGAUCCUCACUUUGUCACUUUUGACGGGACUAACUUCACCUUCAAAGGCCUUGGAGAAUACACUGUGCUGGAAUCCAGCCUCACAGCCCUGAGCAUCCAAGGGAGAACCCACCGUGCCAAGCUGUCAAAUGGAGCUGAGGCCAAGGUGACGGGCUUCUCUGCCGUUGCCAUGCAGGAGAAUCGCUCAGAUGUGGUUGAGAUACGUAUCCCAGAGCACUUGGACGGGCUGGAGGUCCUGCUCAACCAGAAGGCACUCAACUUCUCUGAACAAACCUGGAUGGAUCUGAAUGGCCUCUUUCUCUCCACUGCCCCUGGGCUGAAUGUCACUGCCAUGUUCUCCUCGGGAGUCGGAGUCGAAGUGAGGAGGGCGCGGAGGAUGCUGAGCCUGACUGUUUUGCUGCCCGCAAAGUUCCUGAAUCACACACAGGGGCUCUUUGGGGUCAUGAAUGGCAACCCCCGGGACGACUUGACCCUCCGCAAUGGGACCAUCCUAGAUGCCAACAGUUGCAGCCCAGAAGAGCUGUUUGCAUUUGGCGCAGACUGGGCCGUCAAGAACGAAACCUCCCUCUUCACCUACGACAGCCAGUUCCUGCUGCAGACCUUCUUCUACGGGCCAAAGCAUGACCCCUCUUUCCUGCCCAUCUUCCGGGCCCCUGAAGAUCCCACCGAUCCCCUCACUCAGGAAGCGGCCCAACUCUGCCAGUCGGACCCUUUCUGCAGGUUUGACGCACUGACGACAAGAGACCUCACAGUGGGGAACAGCACCAGGUGGUCCCACCGGAUCUACAAGCACCUAGAAGAGAGCCUGCAGCCAGUGGUUUCUUGUGGCUGGCUGGCACCCCCCUCCAACGGCAAGAAGAAUGGAACCAGUUACUUAGCAGGAUCCACCGUCCGCUUCGACUGCAGUCCUGGGUUCAGCCUUGAGGGAUCCGCAGCCAGGACAUGCCAGGAGGACGGGCUCUGGUCAGGCGGAACCCCCAAAUGCCUGCCAAGUGCAGGGAGCAGGACACUUCCCUGGGGCUCCACGGUUGGCAUCCUGGGAUUCCUGGGCUUGGCAGCCACCCACCGGAUCAUCUAGCCUCCUUGGAGCACGGGAAACCCGGAGAGGCGGCCACAAAGCUGCGUUUCUGGCCUUUGGCUUGUGAUGGAAUAAACCUGCAGGUUUCUGUUGUUGUUUGUCAAAAAAA
Messenger RNA from Lacerta agilis (Sand lizard), 2671 nucleotides. It is a transcript of the gene SUSD2, whose product is annotated as sushi domain containing 2. The record is from RefSeq and is a predicted model, not a curated record. The transcript is spliced from 14 exons. Bases 148 to 2562 code for a protein of 804 amino acids. Lineage: Eukaryota; Metazoa; Chordata; Lepidosauria; Squamata; Lacertidae.